UCCGGCGGCACCGCGUCGGAGAGGCGGUUGCGGGAGAUGUUCAGUGUGCCGGCCAGCGCCUGGAGCUUGCCGAGCUCAGGCGGGAUGGCGUCCGUGAGGGAGUUGGACGACAGGUCGAGCACCUCCAGGCUCUCCAUCUGCGGCAAGGCGGCGGCCGGUAUGUGACCGGAGAACCCAUUGUUUGCAAGGAGCAGCCGCUGCAGCUGCCUGCAGCGCCCGAGCGCCGGCGGGAAGGCGCCGGUGAGGUUGUUGUCGUAGAGGAAGACGGAGCGCAGGGACGUGGCGAUGGACAUGUCCCUGGAGGCGCAGGAGUUCAAGCAGGUGGUGGACGAGAUCAUCCCGCUCAUCGGCGCGGCCAACGUGUGGGACUACCUGCCGGUGAUGCGGUGGCUCGACGUGUCCGGCGUGAGGAGCAGGAUCCUGGCCACGGUGAGCAGGAGGGACGCCUUCCUCCACCGGCUCAUCGACGCCGAGCGGCGGAGGAUGGACGAGGGCGGCGCCGGCGACGAGGGCGAGAAGAAGAGCAUGAUCGCCGUGCUCCUCACUCUGCAGAAGACGGAGCCGGAGCUGUACACUGAUCAGAUGAUCAUCGCUCUGUGUGCGGUAAGUCACUUUUCCACUUGGUUGCUUCUCACAUACCCGAGUACUUCAACUGUCAGUUUCUUCAUUAAGGACAUUGGCAAUUUGGCAUCAUCAGUAGAUAGUGGUCAUCAGAUAGCAACAACUCGACCUGACGCCGACGACGUGCCCCGCCUCAGCUACCUCCAGUGCAUCAUCAACGAGACGCUACGCCUGUACCCGGCGGCGCCGCCGCUGCUGCCGCACGAGUCCUCCGCCGACUGCAAGGUCGGCGGCUACGACGUGCGGAGCGGCACCAUGCUGAUCGUGAACGCGUACGCCCUCCACAUGGACCCGGCUGUGUGGGAGGACCCGACGGCGUUCCGCCCGGAGCGGUUCGAGGACGGCAAGGGCGACGGGCUGCUGCUGAUGCCGUUCGGGAUGGGGCGGCGGAGGUGCCCCGGCGAGGCGCUGGCGCUGCAGACGGUCGGGGUGGUUCUCGGGACGUUGGUGCAGUGUUUCGACUGGGACCGGGUAGACGGCGUGGAGGUGGACAUGACGGAGGGGGUGGGGAUCACCAUGCCCAAGGCCGUGGCUUUGGAGGCCGUGUGUAGGCCGCGCGCGGCCAUGCGCGAUGUUCUUCAGAAGCUCUGAAGGAUCGAACUUCUUGGCAUCUCAUAUGUACAGUAGUUUCCAGUAGCAUUGGCCCAUA
Molecule: messenger RNA, 1270 nt
Organism: Triticum aestivum (bread wheat)
Lineage: Eukaryota; Viridiplantae; Streptophyta; Magnoliopsida; Poales; Poaceae
Product: cytochrome P450 81Q32-like
Exons: 2
Coding region: 286-1212 (308 amino acids)
Molecular function (GO): iron ion binding; monooxygenase activity; heme binding
Source: RefSeq, a predicted model, not a curated record